Molecule: messenger RNA, 3488 nt
Organism: Macrosteles quadrilineatus (aster leafhopper)
Lineage: Eukaryota; Metazoa; Arthropoda; Insecta; Hemiptera; Cicadellidae
Product: rab GTPase-binding effector protein 1-like
Exons: 18
Coding region: 541-2598 (685 amino acids)
Biological process (GO): endocytosis
Cellular component (GO): intracellular membrane-bounded organelle
Molecular function (GO): metal ion binding; growth factor activity; GTPase activator activity
Source: RefSeq, a predicted model, not a curated record
AGUCCUAUUCUGUCAUCUCAUCUGUCAUCAAAUUGAUUGUGUCAUUGGUUUUAAUGUAAAGGGACCGAUUUAUUUAUAAAUGGAAGUAUUUAAUUACAUUACUUGUUUAUUGCUGAUAAAAGCAGAUUAGAAUUUACGUGUUAAGCCUAGUUCCCGUAAAAGUGUUUUCUUACUGAUGACGAAUUUAUAAUUCAACAAACUGAAGUUUCAGCUACAAAUUUGUAGGGUUCAUUUAGCAGAUGUCAGGAAUUUAGGUUUUUUUUAUUGUUAAUAUUAUAUAAUUCAUUUUAAGGAGAAACUAUUAGCCUAUGACUCAAUAACUCUACAACCGAUGUCUUGAUCUUAUAACUAUAUACUACAGUUUCCCCCCCAAAAACAAUCAUCAUUGGUGUAUCGUUAUCAACGAGGCCUAGGCUUAGUACAGCCUCAACAAAAGGCUAAUAGUCCCAACAAAAGGUUCAAUAGGAUAGUAACUAAGCUCAAACGCCUUGACUUACCUUCUUGAAACUCUGAUAGUCAGACUGAAUUUAAAGUUAAGUCAUGGAAAGUCCUGAAAACGAAUCGACUCACCCAUCGAAAGACAGUGUGGCGGAUGAUAAUGAUGUUUUCCUCAAACUACAACGGCUGACGGAGCAGGCAUCUCAGCAUGAGAGUGAGAAACAACAGAUGAGAGAGGAGUUUGGAUUACAGCGAGCUAAGAUGAAGGAGCUUUACCUACAGAAGGAAGACGAGAUCAAGCGAGGGACGUCAGAGCAAACUCGCUUGGCUAGUGAACUCAAGAGGCUACAGAGUGAGUUAGAGGAGGCUCGAGUUCAAGUUACUCUCGCCCGACUUGAUCUAGAUGAAGAGAAACGCAAGUUCCAGGAUGAGAUUGCCUCUCUGCAGCAGUUAGUCACAGAAACAGUGGAGGAAUCAAGUCGUUAUGAGUCUGAACUAAAGGAUCUGCGGAAGAGCAACGAACGUUUAGAGGCAGAGAUUCUAGAGUUGCGGUCGGUUGCUCACGGUUCUCACGAGGCCCCAUUGCUAGCAGCACCUGGUGCAAUGAUCUCUACUCUGGCGCGCAGAGUCGCCUCGCAGCUCGGUGCAGAGACUUCCCCUGCCCCUCCCCCGCCUCCUGACAACUUAGAAGAGAGCAUGAGGAAGGUAAACAAAUAUGCCAAAGAAGAUGCUGAAGUGCUGAGAUCACUUGUGAUUCCAUUAGAAGAAGAAAUUAACGCCCUGAAAGAGAAGCUGCGCGCCAAUGAUCAACUCCUCCGCAAAUAUCAAGCGGAAGAAGGAUCUCAUGCGGAAUCUGUUGACACAACCAGUAGUCUUUUGGAGUCUCCAGCUGCUGAUACACCACCUGGAUCAGGUCAAGAAAAUUUUAGAGGAAGUGUAUCAUCUAGUCAGUCUAAAGUUCCUAGCUCUCCUUUGAGAAAUUCAAUAGAGAGCAAACUUGUUGACUCGUCACCGGAAGCCAAGUGUCCCAUGUGUCAGAACUACGAGGCCCAGCUGGUGACAGAGCAGACCAAAGUAACGGAGCUGCAGCGGCAACUACAGCUGAUGGAGAGAACCAAAGACGACCUGACUAGGGAAGUGGCAGCCAGACAGGAUAUGGAGCAGAGAUGGAAUGAAAACAAAGAAGAACACAAGGCUCAGGUGGCAGAGCUGCAGCAGAGGAUGGUGACAAGUGAGACAGCCCUGAAGGAGACUCGAGAUGCCUUCAGACAGAUGGCAGCCAGUGUCAGCAAGGAGCUGGACAGACUGAAGGCUCAGAGGGAGCAGACACAGAGGGAUCUGGACAGUGUUCAACUAGAAAAUGAUAAGCUAGUAGGAAGAUAUAACGCUCACUCCCAGGAACUGCAAGAUGCUUUCAUAGAUUUGCCAGAUAAAGUUGAGGAGCUCCAGGAGAUGGUGUUGAAAUGUAGAGAAGAUCUCAUAGCUGCACGGGUGGGCCAGGAGAGAGCGGAGGCUAUAGCAGCUACACAGAGAGAGGAGGCUCAACUGUACUUGAGUCAUAGUCAGGCAGAACAACAACAGAGGCAAGAGCUGGAGAACCAGCUGGCCACAGAGAUCAACAUCCUCAAGACACAACUGAAUAAAGAAGAAAUGUUGCGUAAAGAGAAACAAAAAAGAAUUCAGAUAUUGGAACAUGCAGAAGUCAACAUUCGAUCGGAAAUGGAAGACCUGAAGUCACAGCUUGACAAUGUUAAACAUGCAAAAAGGCUCUUAGAGGAUGAUGUUAAUGAGCUUCGCAGUAGAGUAACAUCCCUACAGACAGAGCUAGACAACGGGGAGACUGUACAGAAGGACUUUGUGUUGUUGUCCCAGUCCCUGCAACAGGAGUUAGAGAGGAUACGUAGUGCUGACACACAGGUGAGAUGGGAACACUUGGAAGAUGUAGACGAAUGCCACGGAUGUCACACACAGUUUACAAACAACAGGCAAAAGAACCACUGCCGCCACUGCAUCAGGGUGUUCUGCGCCAACUGUCUAUCCCACACUGUGAUGAGUGGCCCCAACAAUCGGCCGUCCAAGGUGUGCAACGUCUGCCACACAGUCCUAGACAAGGAUACGGCUCCUUACUUCAGCACUGACCCUCCCCAGUCCAACGACUAAACCUUCCACCAACUUUGAUCAUUUAUAGGGAAAGUUGUUAUAACACGUACCAUUGAGGAAACCUUUGGCAUUCCUGCCCGCCUUUGAGAGUUUCCAUUACAAUCAACAUUACUGGGAAAUAUUUGAAGCUAAAAUAUUCAUUUACAACCUAAGUCCAGGAAAUUACAUUUGAUACAAGACCUUACUGAUGUACUAUGCAAGAGUAACAGAAAAAUAAUCUACCCACAGUUAAGCAUACAAAUUCUCAUCAAUAGUAACAUGAAUUACUUUAACUCAACUUUGCUUACAAAAUCUUAAAAUCAUAUACAAGUUUUUUCUUGUGGUGGAACAUUAUUAUUAUUGGAAUCAGUAAAAGAAAACAACUAAAUAUUAUUGGACAACAUUAGAUAGAGUAAGACUUUUUAAUUAAGAUCUUUGCUGUCAAAAUUAAAAUAACUUUUUCUUGGAAGGAUACCAAUGAGUCUAGAUUGUGGUAUAGGAAAUGUGAUUUUCAAAUUUCAGUAUCAGUAUUUCUGCCUUGUAAAUGUUGAGUAAUUUUGCUUACACAAUAUUAAAAAGCUUUAACUUGUUAUGUAAUGACAUAUUUUGAAAGAUGUAUUAAAUAUUUUCUAUUUGAUCACAAAACUAGACAGAACUAUUACAACUCCCACAUCCAACCUUCCAAAAAAUCUGCCUCUGACUAUAUCCAACUGCAACCAUGUACUUAGACUUGGCAUUAGGCUCCCCAAGUUUUGGACACCAUAAGAGUAUACUGGGUGAAAAUAAUCUGAUUGGAAUUGUUAAGGCUGUUUUUACUCAUUUUAUACAAUAUGAAAACUGAGCAAAAAUUAUUAUCAUUAACUCUCACUCUCACUGAAUAGUUUAGUUCAGCGUGAAUGUAAUUGUCAGUA